GUGUGUGUGUGUGUGUGUGUGUGUGUGUCUCUCAGACUGUCUAAAGAUGGGUGUUUGUGCAGAAGAGGAAAACAAGGACAGAGAGCCAUCUUCAGGGCUCAGCUGUGUGUCUUUGAAGAGUGAGCAGUCCAUGGGACACCCUGUGUGCUUCACUACUGAACCUGCGCCUCCUUCACACAAACAAGGUUACUGCAGAGCCUGGGUGGUGUUCAGAAGUCUGUCUGUGACGAGUGACUGCUGCUGCCAUGAUUCCCCUCCAGACUCAGAAAGGAAGAGUUGUGGUGGUGAGGAAGAGGAAGAGACACUGUCCGUCUGUGUCCAAAGUUUCAUCCUUUCAUACUGGGACCAGUGUGGUUCAUCUGCUGGGCGGCAGACACCCAAUCACAGCUGCACUGUAGGAAUUUUAUGGAAAGUUUCACUUGAAAGUAAGAUCCGUCUGAAGAGGAAAUGUGAACGUGUGGUUGAAGGAACUGAUCAAACAGGAAGUGGAACCAUACUCAACAGGAUCUACAUUGAGCUCUACAUCUCAGAGGGACAGAGCGAGGACGUUAAUACCCAACAUGAGGUGAGGCAGCUUGAGACAAUGUCCAAGAUGGAGGCUAUCCAUGACUCUAAAAUCAAGUGCCGCGACAUCUUUAAAGCCUUACCUGGACAACCGAAACACAUCAGAGUCGUUCUGACGAUUGGCGUCGCUGGCGUUGGAAAAACUUUCUCGGUGCAGAAGUUCUGUCUGGACUGGGCAGAGGGUUUGGAAAACCAAGAUAUCACGUUGGUGAUACCGCUUUCGUUCAGGGAGCUGAACUUGAUCAAAGAUGUGCAGUACAGUCUUCUUGAGCUGCUUCAUGUUUUCCAUCCAACAUUACAGAAGCUCACAGCAGAGCAGCUCGCUGGCUGUAAAGCUCUCUUCAUCUUUGACGGCCUGGAUGAAAGCAGAAUUUCCCUGGAUUUCAACAACAACGAGCAUGUGUCUGACAUCACACAAAAGUCAUCAAUCAACGUGCUGUUGACCAACCUCAUCGAGGGGAAGCUGCUUCCCUCUGCGCUCGUCUGGAUAACUUCCCGACCUGCGGCAGCCAAUCAGAUCCCUGCUGCGUGUGUUGACAGGGUAACAGAAGUACGAGGCUUCGCUGAUACCCAGAAGGAGGAGUACUUUAGAAAGAGAGUCCGUGAUGAAGAGCUGUCCAGCAGAAUCAUCUCCCACAUCAAGACAUCCAGGAGCCUCCACAUCAUGUGUCGGAUCCCAGUGUUCUGCUGGAUCACUGCUACAGUUCUGGACCACAUGUUGACUACAGACCAGAUAGGAGAGCUGCCCAAGACCCUGACUGACAUGUACUCACACUUCCUGCUGGUUCAGACAAAGAGGAAGAAGCACAAGUAUGCUGAGGGACAUGAGACGAGUCCACAGGAGCUGACAGAGGCUGACAGGGAAGUUCUUCUGAAGCUGGGGAGGCUGGCGUUUGAACAACUGCAGAAUGGAAACAUCAUGUUUUACCAAGAAGACAUCGAGCACUGUGGUCUGGAGGUCACAGAGGCCUCUGUGUACUCAGGAGUUUGUACACAGAUCUUUAAAAGAGAGACUGUGAUCUUCACGAAAACAGUCUACUGCUUCGUUCAUCUGAGCAUUCAGGAGUUUCUUGCUGCGGUCUACAUUUUUCAUUGUCACACAAACAGGGAUUACGAGACACUGGAGUCAUUUCUGGGGAAAGCAUGGGGUAGGUAUCGUAGCUGUGACCCAUCUUUGGAAACGUUCCUGAGGAAAGCCAUGGAUGAAUCCCUGAAGAGCAAAAAUGGCCAUCUGGACCUGUUUGUCCGCUUCCUGCAUGGCCUUUCACUUGAGUUGAAUCAGAGACUCUUAGGAGGACUUUUAGGUCAGACAGAGAACAGUCCAGAAAGCAUCCAGAGAGUAAUCCACAAUCUAAAGGAGAUGAGCACCUACGACAUCUCUCCCGACAUAAGCAUCAACGUCUUCCACUGUGUGAUGGAGAUGAAUGACAGCUCAGUACAUCAGGAGAUCCAAAAGUACCUGAAGUCAGAGAAUAAGUCAGAGACACAACUCACGGAGAUCCAUUGCUCAGCUCUGGCUUUCAUGCUGCAGAUGUCAGACGAAGUUCUUGAUGUACUAGACAUGAAGGCAUACAGGACGUCAGAGGAGGGGCGACUUAGACUACUCCCAGCUGUCAGAAAUUGCAGAAUGGCUCGACUUUCCUGUGGGCGACUUUUUGAUACUCACUGUGAAGUUUUGGCCUCGGCUCUUAAGUCCAAUCCCUCCCAUUUGAGAGAGUUGGACCUGAGUGACAACAAGCUGCAGGAUUCAGGGGUGAAGCUGCUGUCUGCUGGACUGGAGAGUCCACACUGUAGACUGAAGAGUCUCAGAUUAAGUGACUGCUGGCUGUCAGAGAGCUGCUGUUCUUCUCUGGCCUCAGCGCUGAAAUGCAACCACUCCCCUCUGAGAGAGCUGGACCUGAGUAACAACAAACUGCAGGAUACAGGAGUGAAGCUGCUGUCUGCUGGACUGGAAAGUCCACUUUGUAGGCUGGAGACUCUCAGUUUGAAGCACUGCAGUUUGACAGAGAGCAGCUGUUCUUCUCUGGCUUCGGUUCUCAAGUCCAACACCUCCCACCUGAGAGAGCUGGACCUGAGUUACAACAAGCUACAGGAUUCAGGAGUGAAGCUGCUCUCUGCUGGACUGGAGAGUCAAUACUGUAGCUUGGAGACUCUACGACUAAGUUUCUGCAGUUUGUUAAAGAGCAGCUGUAGUUUCUUAAACUCAGCGCUGCAGUCAAACCCCUCCCAUCUGAGGGAGCUGGACCUGAGUGACAAUAAGCUGCAGGAUUCAGGAGUAAAGCUGCUUUCUGCUGGACUGGAGAGUCCACACUGGAGAUUGGAGACUCUCAGGGUGACUUAAACCUUGACUGCAGCGGAGAGCUUUGAAAGAUGUUUGGUUUCUGCUGCUCUCUGCCGACACAACUCCCAAUAUCUUACCAUCCGACAGUAGUUCUGAGAGAAUUAGAAUCUCUUCAUGCACCUUUAUAGUGUGUCUGUGUGUGUAUGUCUGUGUGUGUGUGUAUGUGUGUGUGUGUGUGUGUGUGUGUGUGUGUGUGUGUGUACUUGUGUGUAUAUGUGUGUGUGUCUCCGACUCUCUCUGUAGGUUUGGUUUCAGCUGCUCUCUGCCGACACAACUCCCAAUAUCUAACCAUCCGACAGUAGUUCUGAGAGAAUUAGAAUCUCUUCAUGCACCUUUAUAGUGAGUGUGUGUGUGUGUGUGUGUGUGUGUGUGUGUGUGUGUGUGUGUGUGUGUGUGUGUGUGUGUGUGUGUGUGUGUGUGUGUGUGUGUGUGUGAAGGAUGUGGUUAGCUUAGCUGAGCAUAAAGACAGGAAGCAGGUGACUCAUUUCUGAUAUGAACGGUCUGUCUCCUCUCCCAGAAUGACUGCAGAAGAGACACAACGUUAAAGUAAAUUCCACCACAAACCUCUCUCUCAUCUUUGUCUGAUGAACAUGUGUUGCUCUUUUUUUUAUAAUUUUAUAUUUUAGACUACUUCUACUCCACUGCAUCUCAAAGUGAAAUAUUGUACAUUUUACCUUGAUUGUUUUCUACUUAUUUUUCCCCAGAGAGCCUCCUGAAAUAUUACUUUGUUCUAUUUUUUAACAUUAAAUGCCAUUUAUGUACUUUGGUAUUGUCGUGCGCCUGUUUUUAUUAAUUAUUGCUGUUAUUCUGUGAGAAUUCACAGAUCCAGUGUCUCUUUUUUAAUCUUCCCCUUAACGUUACCGCCAUCAAGCCGCAAUGAUUUGUCGCGAAUGAAUGCCGCCGAAUCUGUCGAGUCGUCUUUUAGCAGUGCGUCAAGUGCAACUAGGGUGACCAGACGUCCCGAAAUCCAAGCAGUUGUUCCGAAUCCCGAAUCCUGCCCUAAUUGUCCCGAAAAUUAGAGCAAAGUCUCAAGAGCAGACUCUCGAGUAGUUAUAGUCUGAUUGAACAUUAAAAACUGUUCAUGGUGGUUUUUAACUGAGUAAAAAAUCAUGAACUCAGGCUGAGUUGCAUUUUCAGGUUUACAAGACAAGAAAGUUGUUGAGUUUCUGAUUAAAAGUAAUACAUAAUUUUGGUGCGGAGUUUUGGAAUCCAUGUUACCAGGCAGCCACGAGAAGCAGUGAUUUGAUUGGAUGCUGCUGAUGUUAAAGAGCAGACAUGACAGACAGUUGGACGGAGUUUUGAAAUUCAUGUUACACCCUCCCACCUCCAGUCUUGUCCCGAAUUUUACCCAUUCUCAUCUGGUCACCCUAAGUGCAACGUAUAUUGCCAUCCAAUUAGAUUGAAUUCAGUAUUGAUGACGCGAAAAAUAAUAACAGUAACUCCACUGAAAUUAUUUGAAACUAAAGUAAAGAGCCAAUUUUUUUACAUGUAAGGAGUAGAAAGUGCCGAUAUUCGUGAUAAAAAUGUAAGUCGGCACAAAAAUGAAUAGUAUAGUAAAGUAAAAAUAUCUGUAAAAUCUACUUGAGUAGAGUAAAGAAGUAUUUGUACUUCGUUACUUCCCAUCUCUGCUUUUCUUUUGACAUUAAAUGCCAUUUUUGCACAUUUAUGUACUUUGGUAUUGUCAUGUACGCCAUGUCUUUAUUAAUGAACACACUGUGAAAUAAAAUACACAUUAACCUAA
Perca fluviatilis (European perch) is the source of this 4646-nucleotide messenger RNA. Its product is annotated as NLR family CARD domain-containing protein 3-like. The record is from RefSeq and is a predicted model, not a curated record. The coding region runs from base 47 to 2905 and encodes 952 amino acids. Gene Ontology annotation, molecular function: protein binding. The transcript has 10 exons. NCBI's taxonomy places the organism in Eukaryota, Metazoa, Chordata, Actinopteri, Perciformes, Percidae.